Messenger RNA from Dicentrarchus labrax (European seabass), 6084 nucleotides. RefSeq names its product glycogen debranching enzyme. Gene Ontology annotation, molecular function: amylo-alpha-1,6-glucosidase activity; 4-alpha-glucanotransferase activity. The transcript has 33 exons. Gene Ontology annotation, biological process: glycogen biosynthetic process; glycogen catabolic process. Lineage: Eukaryota; Metazoa; Chordata; Actinopteri; Moronidae. The coding region runs from base 67 to 4626 and encodes 1519 amino acids. The record is from RefSeq and is a predicted model, not a curated record.
AAAUAGACCAGGACUGCAUGUUUAGGGACCAGCUGACAGAGUAGAGACCUGCUGCCACUCAGAGACAUGGAGAGACUGGAGCAAGCUCUGUUCCGCCUGGAACAAGGCUUUGAGCUGCAAUUCCGUCUUGGCCCUACCCUCCAGGGUAAGGAGGUCCAGGUCUACACCAACUACCCUGCCAAAGGCCAUAUGUUCGAUCGCCUAAAGUACCAUUCUUUGGACUGGGUCUACCCAAACGGCAGGGAGGAUGACUCUGAUAAAUACUGCAGACUGGACUUAACGGUGGCUGGAUCCUUCCAGUACUACUUCUCCUGUGGGGAUGAAGAAAAAGUGAGCAGUGGUUACAUUGUGGUUGAUCCAGUGCUGAGGGUGGGAGGCAACAAUGAUGUCCUCCUGCUGGACUGCAUCAGCAGCCAAACAUACUUGGCCAAAUGCCUCGGCCCUCUGGACAAAUGGCUUGACAGGGUCAGGGUUGCAAAGGAGACUGGCUACAACAUGAUCCACUUCACCCCGCUCCAGAAGCUUGGUCUGUCUGGCUUCUGUUACUCCAUAGCUGAUCAGCUGGAGUUGAACCCUGACUUUUCAACUGAGGGGAAGCACUGUACCUGGAGAGACAUCGGUAACCUGGUGGAGACACUGAGGAAAGAAUGGAAUAUGGUCUGCAUCACAGAUGUGGUCUAUAAUCACACAGCGGCUGACAGUGAGUGGAUUCACCUCCAUCCUGAGUGUGGUUACAACCUGGUUAACUCUCCUUAUCUGAAACCAGCAUGGCUUCUGGACAGACUUCUGUGGCAUCUCAACUGUGAGGUGGCUAAUGGGAAAUACGCUGAACAAGGAGUGCCAGCAUGCAUUCAAGAUGAGCAUCACAUAAAUGCUCUGCGGGGCGUCCUGUGGCAGCAGGUCUUCUCCAGGCUCAGGCUGUGGGAGUUUCUGCAAGUCAACGUGGAUGAAGCUGUGGAGCAGUUCAAACAGCUGCUGCAGGAGGGUAGUUCAGGUGUCGGGUCCAGGUCCAGUCCUGAGUGUAAGAAGCAGCUGAAGAUAGUGCAGGACCUUCAGCACAGACGCUUUGGAAACAAAGUGGACAUGAACUCUGCCCUGAACAUUUUCUGGCCUCACAGUAUGAGCCCAUCAGACAUCCAGGAGUGUUGUAACAGUUUCAGAGGGAGACUGGAGGAGCUGAACCUGGAUGCCUACAAAGAGAUGAACCACCAUGCAGAGCAAGCGACUGACUGCAUUGUGAGAAAUGUAGUUCAUGAGCAUCUUUCUGAUCAGGGGCCUAAGCUGGGUCCGGUCUCAAGGAAAUACCCUCUCUGUCCCAGGUAUUUCAUCUUCCCUUUUGAAGAGAUGACCUUUGAUGAGGAAACGCAGUUGAUGGAGCAGAGAGACAAGGCGUGCCACUUCCUGGCACAUGAUGGCUUUGUGAAAGGAAAUGACCUGUCCAGGGACUUUGUUGGACCAGGCUCACAGGUCUACUUGCGGAGAGAACUGGUCUGUCUGGGCAAUACAAUCAAGCUUCGUUAUGGAGAGAAACCAGAGGAUUGUCCUUACCUGUGGGCUCGUAUGAAGUUGUACACAGAGAUUACAGCCAAGGUCUUCUCUGGUGUAUGCCUGGUCAACUGCCUGUCCACCCCUCUGCAUGUGGCUGAGGCGAUGCUUGCAGCAGCCAGAGACAUCAGGCCUAACCUCUAUGUGAUAGCUGAGCUCUUUACUGGCAGUCAGCUUAUUGACAAUGUCUUGGUAAACCGCCUGGGAAUCACCAGUUUGGUGCGAGAUGCUGUGGGUGCUACACACAGGCAGGAGGAGCAGGGGGACUGGCUGUCAUGGUUUGGCAGAGAGCCUGUUGGUGCCUUUGUCCAACCCAGCCUUCGGCCUCUGAUCCCAGCUUUUGCUCAUACAAUGUUCAUGGACAUCAGCCCUAACAAUCACAGUCCCAUCCAGGCAUGUUCAGUGUACGACUUCUUGCCCAGCUCUGUCCUGGUCUCUAUGGCCUGCUGCGCUACAGGCAGCACCAGAGGCUAUGAUGAGCUGCUUCCUUAUCAGAUCUCGAUGGUGGGGGACAAUCAUAUAUACACCUGCUGGAACUCUGAUGCCCAAACAUCUGACCAGGUCAAUCUGCAGACUGGGAUCCUGGCUGGAAAAUUGGCACUGAACCGGCUUCAUCAGCAGCUUGCUGCAGAGGGCUUUACUCAGGUGGAUUUGGAGCAGCUGGAUGAGGAUGUGGUUGCAGUGACCAGACACUGUCCCAGCAGUCAUCAGUCUGUGGUAGCUGUGCUGCGAAGGGCGGUCAAGAAUCCAGAGACACACCAUUAUGCAUUUGAUGUUCCACCUAUGUUCAUACCAGGUCAGAUUAAAGAGGUUAUAUUGGAGGCUCUGACCAUUGUGAGCACCAGCUCCAACAGAAAAGAUGACAAAAACAUAAAUGGCUUGCCAGAGCGCACUGUAGAGAUCAAAGAACACAUCCAGCUAAAGGACAGUAGGGUGGUGAAAAAGGCAAACAUGGUGUCAAAAGAGAACAGUGUUGUUCAGGAGAUAGUGUUUGAGAAGUUCCCACCAGGCUGCAUCAUCAUCUUCAGGGUGACUCUGGAUCCCUGGUCCCAGGAGCAGCUGGGGGCUCUGAGACGCCAACUGAUCCAAUUUAGUCCUCAGUACCAGACUUGCAGCCUGGCUGAACUCCGCACACCAUCUGUUCUCACCAAGCCGCUGAUGAUCAUCAUGUCCAGGCUGACUCUGGCUGACAUGAACAUGCUGCUGUACCGCUGUGAUGCUGAGGAGAGAGAGGGUGGGGGAGGAUGCUACAGUGUUCCUACCUGGUUACCUCUCAAGUAUGGUGGCUUGCAAGGGCUGAUGUCGGUGAUGGCAGAGAUUCGCCCUAAGAAUGAUCUUGGACAUCCGCUCUGUGACAACCUGAGGCAGGGAGACUGGAUGAUGGACUAUGUCUCCAACCGACUCUUGGCCAAGGGUGGAACUGUUGGAGAGGUGGGCCACUGGUUCCAAGCCAUGUUUGGCUACCUGAAGCAUAUCCCCCGCUACUUGGUGCCUUGCUACUUCGACUCCAUCAUCCAGGGAGCCUACACCACUGCUCUGGAGGCUGUUUUCAAACAAAUGUCAAGCUUUGUGCAGAAUGGUUCCAGCCUGGUUAAACAGCUGGCCCUGGGUUCGGUGCAGAUGUGUGGUGUGUGUCACAGCUGGGCACUGCCCACACUCUCUCCUCACCUUAAUGAUGUCCCAUACCGCCUCAAUGGAGUCACUAACCAGGAGGAGCAGUGCUGUAUGUCAAUGGCAGCAGGUCUUCCUCACUCCUGUGCUGGGAUUUUACGAUGUUGGGGUCGCGACACAUUCAUUUCCCUGAGAGGGUUACUGUUGCUAACUGGCAGACACCUGGAGGCUCGGAACAUCAUCCUGGCAUUUGCGGGCACACUACGUUACGGCCUGAUCCCCAACUUGCUGGGCCGGGGCUCUAGUGCGCGCUUCAACAGCAGGGAUGCUGUGUGGUGGUGGCUGCAAUGUAUCCGGGAGUACUGCACACUAGUACCGGACGGUGUCUCCAUCCUCAAAUGUCCCGUCUCUAGGAUGUACCCCACCAACGUGUCUGAGCCUCAGCCUGCUGGAGCCUGGGAUCAGCCGCUGUAUGAUGUGAUCCAGGAGGCCAUGCAGAGACACAUGCAGUGUAUCCAGUUCAGAGAGACCAACGCUGGACCACAGUUAGAUCCCAACAUGACUGAAGAGGGAUUUAAUGUAGAGGCUGGAGUUGACCAGACCACUGGCUUCAUCUAUGGAGGAAAUCGUUUCAACUGUGGAACCUGGAUGGACAAGAUGGGUGAGAGUACAAAGGCACAAAACAAAGGAAUCCCUGCUACACCCAGGGAUGGCUCUGCAGUGGAGAUAGUGGGCCUAUGUAAAUCUAUUGUACACUGGCUCGUGAAGCUCCACAACAAUGGGCACUUCCCCUAUAAAGCAGUCAACAUACGCAGAGGAGGACAGACAUAUUCUGUGUCAUAUGUGGAGUGGGAUUGUAAAAUCCAGGAGAACUUUGAGAAGAAGUUCUACAUUUCCCAUGACCCCGAGGAUUCUGAGGACAAACAUCCAGAGCUGGUCCACAAAAGAGGCAUUUACAAGGACAGUUUUGGAGCUUCCAGUCCCUGGUGUGACUACCAGCUCCGGCCUAACUUCCCCAUUGCAAUGGUGGUGGCUCCUGAGCUGUUCACUGUGGUAAAAGCCUGGGAGGCCCUGGGUAUAGCUGAGAAGAAGCUGCUGGGGCCCUUGGGAAUGAAGACCUUGGAUCCUGAUGACAUGGUGUACUGUGGAGUCUAUGACAAAAACCUGGAUAAUAAUAACUUCAACCAGGCUAAGGGCUUCAACUAUCAUCAAGGCCCAGAAUGGUUGUGGCUUCUCAGCUACUUCCUGCGUGCCAAGCUUUACUUUGCCAAGAAAAUAGGAAAGGAGACGUAUGACAAAACUGCUAACCUGGUGAAAAACAUUCUGUCUCGUCACAAUGUGCACUUGGAGAGGUCACAUUGGAAGGGUCUCCCAGAACUGACAAAUGAGAAUGGCCAGCAUUGCCCGUUUAGCUCUGAGAGCCAGGCCUCAUCCAUUGCAACUAUCCUGGAGGUUUUGUAUGAUCUUUGACCCUACACCCCAAACAACACCAUCAACAAUGACCCCCAUGUGCCUACACAAAUGUAUAUCCUACACUAAAUCUAAUUUCUAAGGAUUCACAAAUAAACAGCAAUUCUAGACCCAUGUUGCUGUACCUCUCCAACAAUGUAUGUGUUAACAUGUGUGAAUGGAGUUUACAGUAAGGGGAGCCAGAGCUUGUUAUCGGAAAUGUGGCUUUAAAAAAAGUUUUUCAUAUAAUGGAAAUGUUCCUGUACGUGGAGGGCUAAAAAGAAUGUCCCCUCAGGGGUGGAGAAGGGCUGAAGCAUCCAUCUUCCUUGAGAACUUAGCCCAAUUAACCCAUUGACAAGGUUACAAAGCUUUUGGCCAUUGUUACUUGUUCAGAGGCUCCUGUUGAAAUUGCACCCUCACAUGCUGUUCAUAAAGUUUAUGGGCUUCAUUGCAUCCUGGUUAAAUAUUACGCCAAGGAUCCGAACCUACUGUAUAACCAAAGGUUCUGGAAUUGUGAUUAGUAGGUUCAGAAUGUAUAAUGUAAAUUAUAUCCAACCCUGUAGUAAGAAAGACAGUCCAGUAACAGAAAUAUUUGAUCCCUGCAAAGCCAUUAUGUGUUUUUCUAAGGCAUUACCAGCAAUAAUUUGUAUGUUGAUAUAAUGACAUGUACCACUGUGUUUUUAAAGGGUUGAAUUAAAGACAAAUAGUAGAUACAGACAGGAGGGGUAUGACACGCAGCAAAGGUGCCUGUCUGGAAUCAUACUUGACAAUUACAAGAUAUAGGCCACCAGAAUGCCCCCAUAAAUGAGACAACAUGCCUGUUCUUGGGUGUUCAAGGGUAUGACACCAAAUAAAACAGAACAUACACAUGGGUGACAUAUACAGUAUGAAGCAAAAAGCAACAUAAAGUGUUUAAGUUAAGUGUAGUUUCACCUGAUCUUACAGAACAGCACACCACUUCUUGUGGUGGAUUCCCUGAGUGUGUGGAACUCUACUGGAGGGACGAACAGCAUUCUUCCAAAAGAUAUUCCCUGAGAGUGCCAUCUAAUACAUCAGUCCAAAAUCUCCCAUAGGUGCUUAGUUAGUUUGAGAACUGGUGAAUGUGAAGAACUAGCAUUUGAUUCUUAUCGUUUUCAUACCUUUUUUCCUUUAAUUUGUCACCUGUCUGUAUCUCAGGGUUAGAUAAAUGCUUUGAAUUUAAAUGGUAAGGUAAGAACAGUGUUCCAAGCCCCUCUAUAUAUCUGCACCAUAUGAUCAGAGUGGUUACUGUGGUUGGAGCCUUACAGAUCAGUUGGGCGAGUGGUUCUAAAACAUGUCAAACUAAGUGGGGACUCAAACCGACUGGUUAAGGGACUUUUAAUACCUUAAGAGUUGAGCCUCUCACAGGAAGAAAGGGAGCAUUUGUCUGAAACUGUGCUGUGUAACUAAACACAUUCAACAUGGUAUUUCAUGUAAUAAAUGAAAAAUAUUAAAUUACAA